Messenger RNA from Manacus vitellinus (golden-collared manakin), 3657 nucleotides. Its product is annotated as myogenesis-regulating glycosidase. The record is from RefSeq and is a predicted model, not a curated record. The transcript is spliced from 2 exons. Gene Ontology annotation, biological process: carbohydrate metabolic process; skeletal muscle fiber development. The coding region runs from base 132 to 2222 and encodes 696 amino acids. Gene Ontology annotation, molecular function: hydrolase activity, hydrolyzing O-glycosyl compounds. NCBI's taxonomy places the organism in Eukaryota, Metazoa, Chordata, Aves, Passeriformes, Pipridae.
GAAAUAACAUUGCAGAUAUGAGUGGCCAAGCUUUGGAAAGGAGGCUGUGAACACCUGCCUGCAACAUCCAGGAUUUCCUGUCCACCAGUUGGAGUGAAAGAAUUCAGCAGCCAAGUUUCUGCAAAGCAGUCAUGGACAGUCGGGUUACCCACCGCCUGGGAAAACAUGGAAAUGCUCCAAAGGGUGCUGCCAAAGAAAGGCCUGAAAAUGUCAUACCUGUGAAGCAGAAGCCCUCCAAGGAGCUGAGGCCCAUGCUCGGGGCCAUCUUGCUGGGCCUCAUGCUGUUCAUCGCCGUGGUGGUGGCCUGGUGCUACUACACGGUGUCCCUGCGGAAGGCGGAGCGGCUCAAGACGGAGCUGAUGGACCUGCGGGCGGACGGCUUCGUCAUCAGGAACCAGCACGGGGAGGUGGUGUUCCGGCUGGCCUUCCGCUCGGGCAGCCUGGACCUGGAGUCGUGCUCCAAGGAGGGCGAGAUCCUGAGCUGCACGCGGUCGAGCCGGGGGCCGCUCAACUUCUUCAUCCAGACGGUGAAGCCCAAGGACACGGUGAUGUGCUACCGCGUGCGCUGGGAGGAGCUGGCGGCCGGCCCGGCGGUGGAGCACACCAUGUUCUGGGAGGAUGCCCACUGGUACGGGGGCUCGGAGAUGAGCACCCAGCACUGGCCCAUCCGCCUGGCCGGCUACCAGGAGCCCGUGCCCUACGUGACCAGUGACGUCUACUCCUUCCGCGACAGCUUUGGCGGCAUCCUGGAGCGCUACUGGCUCUCCUCCAAGGCGGCGGCCAUCAAGAUCAACGACUCCGUGCCCUUCCACCUGGGCUUCAAUGCCACUGAGCGCGCCCUCUUCUUCCAGGCCCGCUACAAGGACUCGCCCUACAAGCCCCUGCCGGGGCAGCCGCCCUUCCCCGAGCUCAGCUACCGUGUCUGCGUGGGCUCGGACAUCACCUCCAUCCACAAGUACAUGGUGCGCAGGUACUUCAACAAGCCCUCCAAGAUCCCUGCUGAGAACGCCUUCCGAUACCCCAUCUGGUCCACCUGGGCACUCUACAAGAACGACAUCGACCAGGAUAAACUCUUGCGAUUUGCCGAAAAGAUCAAGAAGUACCGUUUUAAUUGCAGCCACAUAGAGAUCGAUGACAUGUACACCAAAGCCUAUGGGGACUUUGAUUUUGACCCUGUCAAGUUCCCCAACGUGACGGAGACGUUUGCAAAGCUGAGGGAAGAUGGGUUUAAGAUCACUCUGUGGACUCACCCUUUCAUAAACUACAAUUCCUCCAAUUUUGGUGUGGGGAUUGAGCGUCAGCUGUUCAUCAAGGAGCCGUCAGGGCGGCUGCCAGCCAUGGUGGAGUGGUGGAAUGGCAUUGGGGCCAUCCUGGACUUCACCAACCCAGCAGCCCGCGACUGGUUCCAGAGCCACCUGCGCCAGCUCCGACACAAGUACGGCAUCUCGUCCUUCAAGUUUGAUGCGGGUGAGACCAGCUACCUGCCCAAGCAGUUCAGCACCUUCCGGCCGCUCUCAGACCCCAGCAUCUGGUCCCGGCGCUACACAGAGAUGGCCAUCCCCUUCUACGAGCUGGCCGAGGUGCGGGUGGGCUACCAGUCCCAGAACAUCUCCUGCUUCUUCCGCAUCAUCGACCGGGACUCCGUCUGGGGCUACGAGCUCGGCCUCAAGUCCCUCAUCCCCACGGUGCUCACCAUCAGCAUGCUGGGGUACCCCUUCAUAUCUGCCGACAUGAUCGGAGGGAAUUUUUUCCCCAAUAAGACAAAUGGGGCAGUGGAGAUCCCCGACCGGGAGCUGUACGUGCGGUGGCUGGAGCUGUCGGCCUUCAUGCCCUCCAUGCAGUUCUCCAUCCCACCCUGGCUCUACGACAAGGAGGUGGUGGAGAUCGCCCAGAAGUUCACGGAGCUCCACGAGUCGCUGGUGGCCCCGCUGCUGCUGGAGCUGGCCGGGGAGGUCACCGACACGGGCGACCCCAUCAUCCGUCCCAUCUGGUGGAUCUCGCCCCGCGACGAGGCCACUCACAGGAUCGACUCCCAGUUCCUCAUUGGGGACACCCUCAUGGUGGCACCUGUCCUGGAGAUGGGCAAGCAGGAGCGGGAUGUCUACCUGCCGGCGGGCAAGUGGCGCAGCUACAAGGGGGAGCUGUUUGAGAAGACCCCAGUGCUGCUCACUGACUAUCCCGUUGACCUGGACGAAGUUGCCUAUUUCCUCUGGGUGUCCUAACAUGGUCCUCAUCAGUGUGCAAUGGAUUCAGUGAUUAAUUAACCAACAGCUUUAAUGACCUGUGAAUUGGUAUAGUUUUUUACACAGGAACACUUCAUUAUGAAAUUUGAAGAAAACAUUGAGACUUCUGGUUUUUUAUGGAGCAAGUGGUGCUCCAUAACUAAUUAAUAUAUAUUGGAUGAGUGUCUUUGUUAUUGCAGUGUGACAAGUGCAAUGUAUAGAAACACAGUCUCUGCUCAUAAUCUUUUCCCACCAAGAAAUGCCAUGCACGCUUCUUGUUUAUAAAGGAAAUUACAUGGACUCCUUUGUUACCCAGUUGCACAGCUGAUCCCCUGAGGUAUUUAAAAUUUCAUGUGCUUAGUGAAGGAGGCAGCUGCAGCAAAUUACUUUUUUUUUACAAAAAGCAGUCUGUGGUUGUCCUGAAGAGGAAGGCACCCAAACUGCAGCCUGCAUGACAGAUGGGAACUGAUGCAGGCGUGAAGAGGAGUUUACACUUCCCAUGGCUAUCUGAGUAAGGAGAAGAAAGCUGCAGCACUUGCUGUAUGCUGUGGCAACUGUUUUCCCCCUUUCAUAAAUUAUUGAGAAUCAUGUCCAUGGUGUGGAUUCAGGCUUUCUUCUACUCCGGGAUAGUAGUUUCCAAGGAACGCAUCUCCCCCGAGGUUGAGAAAGUGUUUCUGAAUGCUACUCUGUUGCUGCUUUGAAGCCCCAAGGAGUCCCUGACAUAUGAACCAGGAACAAGAGGGUCCUGGAGGGGCCCAGCAAGAUUCCUCUGGCUGUUGUUGCUGUACCAAAAAAAAAAAGCUUUCUGCAAAGCUGAUGCCCUCGAUGCUGAGGAGAGGUGGGAGAGCCAGACUCCAGCCCCCUCAUAUGGCACCUCUGCCUGUGUAAUCAGUGUGUUCUGUAUGCACACACAGCUCUGCCACCCACCUGCAUCACAGACUGGGUGGAAAAAAUAGGCACCACUGAGACUUUCUGCAAACUCUGGAGAUGACAUGAGAUGCCUGGUACCAUGGCUGCAAAAAUGCCUCCCCCAUCCCUUUCCAAUCUUUCCCCCAGUGCUUUUCCCUGCUGCCCACCCAAGCCACAGGGAGCCAUGGGGGGUGGGUGCUGGAAGCAUCCUGUGAGCAAGUGGCACCACAACCACCUCCCAACACCCUCCUGCAGCACCAGGGCUGUGUGCUGACAGAGGAACAUCUUGUUUGCCUUGCUAAGCUGCAGUCCUGAUUGGUUUUUUGCACUCCCAGUGCUGAGCAAGAGCUCUUUGCUGGAGGUGCUGGUGACAUGGGACUCUGCCCCAGCACACAGCUCACCACAGUCUGCUUAUUUUUUGGCAGGGGCAGUUUAUUGCCCUUAAUCUUUGAUGAUCACUGAGAUAAAAACCACCUAGCCCUCCUGGCAACAUAAUAAAAUAAAUAAAAAUCUCUGUUUUUCUCUA